AAUUCGAUCUAUCGAAGAAAAACCGGUGGACUCUGCUGCUUCGUCGCGCUCCUCAGGAACAAUCGGAACUAAGACGACUGAGUGAAAUUAACAGAUACAGACAAAACCUAUAUCGGAUUGGAUUGGAGUGUCGGAGAGACCGGAGAAGAGUUUUCUUUCAUAGAUCCACCCACAGGAGCUUUAAAGGUCCUCUAAUCAUAGAGUUGACUGCCUGAUGUUUCUGACGAGCAACAACUCAUUAGCCUGAUGGAAGCUGACGACGGUGGGAACAAUUCUAGUCAUGCUUCCAAACAACGUUUGCGUUGGACGCAUGAGCUACAUGAACGCUUCGUUGAUGCCGUGGCUCAACUUGGUGGUCCUGACAGAGCUACACCUAAAGGCGUUCUUAGAGUGAUGGGUGUACAAGGUUUAACUAUAUAUCAUGUCAAGAGUCACUUACAGAAAUAUCGUCUUGCAAAGUAUCUGCCAGAUUCGUCGUCUGAGGGGAAGAAAACCGAUAAGAAAGAAUCUGGAGAUGUGCUCUCUGGGUUGGACGGUUCACCGGGAACACAGAUAACUGAAGCCCUCAAGUUGCAGAUGGAAGUUCAGAAACGAUUGCACGAGCAACUAGAAGUGCAAAGACAGCUGCAACUCAGGAUAGAAGCACAAGGGAAGUACUUAAAGAAGAUAAUUGAAGAGCAACAGCGACUCAGUGGAGCUCUUGGCGAAUCCUCAGGCCCAGUAACAGGCGAAUCAGAUCCUGCAACCCCUGCCCCAACAUCCGAGUUUCCCCUCCAGGGUAAAUCUGGCAAAGAAUGUGAGCCAGACAAGAGCCUUUCAGUUGACGAGUCUCAUUCAUCUUACCGGGAGGCACUGACACCAGACUCUGGGUGUAACGUUGGGUCUCAAGACGAGAGCGCAGGAGAAGAGAGAUCAUCAAAGAAGCCUAGAUUGAUGAGAGGAGGUGCAGCUGGUUAUACGAAUGAGAUGGUAGUGGCGCACCCAAUACUAGAAUCAGGCAUGAACGCUUCUUACCAUCAGUCAGACCAUGCUCUCGCCUUUGACCAUCCAUCUACAUCACUGUUAGGGGCUGAAGAUGGAUUGGACAAGGUUUCUGAAGACGUUCUCUGAGUUGUGUGUAUCAGGUGGCAUCUGUAGUUGAGUGUAUUACUUGUAGUUUUGUUGUCUAUCUUUAUUCCCAAAAGUUAGGAGUUUCCUCUUAGUGAGGUGAUCACAACUCUCUGGUUAUAGACAUUGCCACUAGCAUGAACAAUGAAUAUAUGUCGUGUUUUGCUGUAAUUUGUUAAAAACACCAGUAAGUACUUUCUUACAACACAAGUGAAAGUUCUUCUGAAGCUA
Brassica oleracea var. oleracea is the source of this 1338-nucleotide messenger RNA. RefSeq names its product protein PHR1-LIKE 1-like. Lineage: Eukaryota; Viridiplantae; Streptophyta; Magnoliopsida; Brassicales; Brassicaceae. Gene Ontology annotation, molecular function: DNA-binding transcription factor activity; DNA binding. The coding region runs from base 247 to 1110 and encodes 287 amino acids. The record is from RefSeq and is a predicted model, not a curated record. The transcript is spliced from 7 exons.